This is a messenger RNA of Brassica oleracea var. oleracea, 524 nucleotides long. RefSeq names its product EG45-like domain containing protein 2. Lineage: Eukaryota; Viridiplantae; Streptophyta; Magnoliopsida; Brassicales; Brassicaceae. Gene Ontology annotation, biological process: systemic acquired resistance. The transcript has 3 exons. The record is from RefSeq and is a predicted model, not a curated record. The coding region runs from base 58 to 366 and encodes 102 amino acids. Gene Ontology annotation, cellular component: apoplast; cell wall.
CCACCUCCUCCUAGCUUCAUCACUUCACAAACCAGCAAGAACACAUAAUAAAAGAAAAUGAUAAAAAUGGUGCUAAAGUUUGUCGUGACGGUGAUAGUGUUUGCACAAAUCUUAGCUCCAAUUGCUGAAGCUGCUCAAGGAAGAGCCGUCUUUUACGACCCUCCCUACACUAAGUCUGCUUGUUAUGGAAAUCAAUACGAAAAGAUGGUGACUGGAGUCAGGAACAAUCUGUGGCAAGGAAGCCGAGCUUGUGGUCGGAGGUACAGCGUUCGAUGUAUUGGCGACCUUAAUCUCUCUCGUGACGCUUUUAGGGUCAUUGCUAAUACUAAUGCCGGCAACGUCCGCGUCCAAUACACUCCGCUAUGAAGAAUAAGCAAAAGAAGGUGCAGAGUUGAUUUCAUGUGUAGUAUUCCAAUAAAACGAGAGGAACUGAUGUAUAAUCUAUAUGUAUGGAUGGUCAUUUGUGGUGAAAUAAGUGUACUUUUUUCCAUUGUGCUCAAAUAAGAAUUCCACUAUUUCCUACU